Messenger RNA from Lobosporangium transversale, 1888 nucleotides. RefSeq lists its product as hypothetical. Lineage: Eukaryota; Fungi; Mortierellomycota; Mortierellomycetes; Mortierellales; Mortierellaceae. Gene Ontology annotation, molecular function: oxidoreductase activity; FAD binding. Bases 44 to 1837 code for a protein of 597 amino acids. The transcript has a single exon. The record is from RefSeq and is a predicted model, not a curated record.
CAUUUUCACUCAAAACUUAAAAUACCACGUUUCGAUAAAACAUAUGCACUCACCUACUUUGCGAUCAAUCGCACUCGUCGGUGCGCUGGUGGCAGUUAUCCAUGCCAAUACUGCUUUUGUCAACGCUGCACCUGACGAUCUUCCUCCCCAUCCUUCCCCUUCUUCCAAGUGCUAUUGUCAGCCCACUGAUCCAUGCUGGCCCAACGAUGCCACUUGGUCUGCUCUCAAUACCGCUGUAGGUGGUCGAUUGAUCCCUACCAAGCCUGCUGCUUAUGAGUGCCACGACCCUCAUUAUGACGCAGCCAAGUGCCAAGAGAUCCAGAAAGGCUAUCACUUUGACUACUGGAGACAUAAACAACCGGGUGCAGUGGAGCAAACUAAUUGGGAAGUUUUCAACUACCGCAGCUGUCGUGGAUUCAACCAGACUGAACCUUGUUACCAAGGCGCUGUCCCUCUUUAUUCCGUCAAUGUCACCAAUGUCCAGGAUGUUCAGCAUGCAGUUCGUUUUGCAGCCAAAAACAAUAUUCGCCUCGUCAUCAAGAACACCGGGCAUGAUUACCUUGGGCGUAGUAUUGGCGUUUCAUCCCUUAAUGUCUGGGUUCACCAUUUGAAGAAAAUCGCGUUGGAUGAUAAUUUUGUGCCAGAGGGUGCGCCUCGUAGGACCCCAGGCCAGGGCGCUAUCAUCCUUGAUCCCGGUGUGAUCUGGCAGGAAGCCUAUGCUGCCGCAAAUGAGCAUAAUGUGACAGUCGUGGGCGGUGCUCAUCCAACAGUUGGAACCAGUGGUGGUUACUGUCAGGGUGGAGGACAUAGUCCCCUCUCUCCUCGUCACGGCCUCUGUGUCGACAAUGUGUUGCAAUACAAGGUCGUUACAGCAGAUGGGCAACUCAGAGUCGCCAAUGCUUACAAGAACAAGGACCUCUUCUGGGCGCUCCGCGGAGGCGGAGGAUCUACCUUUGGUGUCAUCGUCGAGGCAGUCUACAAGACUCAUCCCGCAAUUACAGAGUUCAGUUAUGCCGGCUACCGCAUCGGAUUCAAUGGAACUGAGGCUCGCCGCAAGGUCUAUACCAGCUUCUUAUCUCAGCAGCUUGCAUGGGGCGCAGCCGGGUACUCAGGCUACUCCUACUUCCAACUCGAGGGUUUGAUGUUCUACUACAUGUUUCCAGGCGUAGGUUCUACAGUUGUCAACAGUACAAUGUCCGCUUUCUUGAAGGAAAUUGCUUCUAUCCCGAACAUCACUAUUGAAGGAGAAGCCGUCUCUGCUGGAUCCUUUUGGGAGGCUUUCGGGCCAUUAGUAACCAACAAUACCGAACCCACCUCUGGAUCAAAUACCAUUUUGGGUUCGCGUCUAAUCCCAAAGGCCAACUUUGAGGAUGCUGCAGGCAUUAGUCAGCUGGUGGAUGUGAUGAUGGAGGCGCAGGAUGACCUUGGUAAGCUCAUGGGUCCUGCUGGAGCUACUGUUCUAGGUCAUUUGGUUGCAGGAGGUCAAGUGAGUAAGGGUAACAGCCGAGAAACCUCAGUGCUUCCUGCGUGGCGCAAAGCAUUGUUUCAUGUGGUUGUAGCAGCGUUCUGGCCCGAUACGGCUCACCCAGGGGCGCCUCAAUAUAUGGGAGAAAAAAUCACAGCAACGACUCAGCGGUUUAGAGAUAUCAGUCCUGGAUCAGGAGCGUAUUUCAAUGAGGCAGAUCCUAAUGAGCCUGACUGGCAGGAAGCAUUCUUUGGAAGCAACUAUCCCCGCCUUAGGGCCAUCAAGCGUAAAUUGGACCCUCGAGGUGUUUUUGUCUGUCAUAAUUGCGUUGGCAGUGAGGACUGGAAUAAGGAGCUCACUUGUCGUCUCUAAAUAGUCAAAGAGUGUAUACAUUUUAGAAAAUAAAAAAUAGACAAGUCAUCU